Messenger RNA from Clupea harengus (Atlantic herring), 3807 nucleotides. It is a transcript of the gene cpne2, whose product is annotated as copine 2. Lineage: Eukaryota; Metazoa; Chordata; Actinopteri; Clupeiformes; Clupeidae. Gene Ontology annotation, cellular component: plasma membrane. Gene Ontology annotation, molecular function: calcium-dependent phospholipid binding. The record is from RefSeq and is a predicted model, not a curated record. Gene Ontology annotation, biological process: cellular response to calcium ion.
UCACACGCACAUACACACGCUCACACACACACGCACACAUUGUGGAGACAUAAGCACAUACACAUAACUAUAUAAAAAUGUGAAACUACUACCCUCCCUCUCUCUCUCUCACACACACACACACACACACACACAAAGACCAUUUCUGAAAACCUGAGCAUUGUGCUUUCAUUAUUUCUGUCCUCUGUGUCUCAACAGCUCUGAAAUCAUAUCUGCAGUCAAAAACUAACGCCAAAUGUUAAUCAGUCGCACACAUCAUGUACUAUCAUAUCAGGAUGCGGUUCUCUCAUUUGAAUUUAAAUGGACACUUGUGUAACUGGAUUUAGCUCAUUGGUAAGAGCAGCUACCUGCUGCGGGCAAACAUACACACAGGGCCCUAAUUGUAUUGAUGGGCAACCAGCCACGAGCAAAGGCCGUCCCACAUGAACUACAGCUAGCGUGUGGGAGCACUGCCCUGACCCACCCAUGUUGCUUGUGGCCAGUUUAGCCAGUCAAUGAAAUUAGGGCCCACGGUGUUUGAUCAGCUUCAGCAGACAACUUUGAGCAAUAUUGUUUAUCAACUCAAAGCCACACACACACUCCAGGGUAUUCCUGUGUUCACCUGGACACAUUCAUUUUGUGCUCUUCAUUGUCCUCUAUUUAAUUUCUCAGGGCUUGAGGUAAAUGUGAAUUGUGUUGCACUUCUUAGACUUUGUUUCUGAAUUGAGUGUUUUUUUUUUUUUAAAUCAGUAUUACUUGUUCAUAGUCAUACUGGUUAUAUUUAUUAGAAUUAACUUGUGAAAUUACAUCCUCCAUCUCUAGAUGGCGAUACACACCCAGAGUCAGAUUCAAGUUGAUGGCACAUGGUACUUGCAUGAUGUACAUUGAUAUUUUGUUUUAUACAUAAACAUAAAAAAAACGACUUCAGAUAUGUCAAGUGUGGAGUUAUUAGUAGUCUAUAUGAUCGCUAAAAAUGACCAAAUAACCUUACAUGCAACUCAAGUGCUGUUAGUGUUCCACUAACUACUUGGAAAUGGCUAGACAGGUGGCAAAACGAAACAACUAUUGGUCAUUUCAUGUUACCAAGGCUGACUCUUUACUGGAGAAAAAAAAUAAAGAAAAACAGGAAAACAUCACUGCUCUGAAACCCUUGUGUCUUGUUUUGUUAUGAUUUACAGCAGUUCGCAUAUAUUCAUGAUAUUCAUGAUAUUGGUUUGAUGAACUGUGUUAAUCUGGAGUACAGACCUCAAAGGAGCUUUAACUUGUAUAAGGAAGCCUUAUAGAAAACUUAUUGGAACAAAUGUUAUGCACAAACAACUAAUGUGGCUAUUCGCUACUAACCUAAAAAUCGCUGAAUUCUGCACGCAGAGAGAGCUCGAGCGCUUCCUUCAACGUUCAAGACCACAUUGCCAUUAGUUUAAGAGCGCUGGCCGCUCGACUUUAUGCAUCGUACUGGCUAGGCGGAGUUGCAGGAACCGUGAAGGAAAGCACACACCACUACUUGCAGGAAACAUUUGGGCAGAGACGCUCUACCCGAGAGUCCUCGACAGUAGGCGUAUUGUUCGCUGCAAUGAGUCUUUUAAACUGACUUCAACUUUUCCGUGCCAUUGGGCUAGGCUACCUCUUUUGGACAUAAUGAAAAUAACCAUAACGCAUGGUCAUUUCCAGUAGAAGUGUUUUCGCGUCAAUCGAAAAGAAGAAGUGGUGUCAUCAAAGUAUAUAAUCGAAUUCAGUUAGCGUUGUGGGAGUCCAGCCUGCAUGGCCUACACGCUUGGCUCCGGGUCUGACCAAGGCCCUGCCAUAGGCUCCCAGCACUGCAUCACCAAGGUGGAGCUGUCCGUGUGCGGCUCCAGCCUGCUGGACCGGGACGUGGCCUCCAAGUCAGACCCCUUCUGUGUGCUCUUUCAUGAGGUGGAGGAAAACUGGGUGGAGCUUGGCCGGACGGAGACUGCAGUGAACAACCUGAACCCUGUGUUUGGAGUGAAGUUCCAGGUGGACUACCACUUCGAGCAGGUGCAGAAGCUCAAGUUCGCCCUGUUCGACGAGGACAAAUGCAGCUCCCAGCUCUACGAACACGACUUCCUGGGCGAGUUCACCUGCACUCUCGGAGUGAUUGUGUCCAAUAAAAAGCUGCAGCGGCCUCUGAUCUUAGCCAAUGGCAAGCCAGCUGGGAAGGGGGCCAUCACGAUAACUGCCCAGGAGCUAUCUGACAACAGAAUAAUAACACUGACCAUGUGUGGGAGAAGGUUGGACAAGAAGGACUUUUUUGGCAAGUCGGACCCCUACCUCGAGUUCCACAAGCAAGGUGACGAUGGGAAAUGGAUGCUGGUCCACAGAACAGAGGUGAUCAAAAACACCCUGGAUCCCGUCUGGAAGCCGUUUACAGUACCACUCAUCUCGCUCUGCAAUGGAGACGUGGACAGAAGCAUUAAGGUGCUAUGCUAUGACUAUGACAAUGAUGGAGGCCAUGAUUUCAUUGGAGAGUUUCUGACCACCGCCAACAAGAUGAGCGAAGCUCAGAAUUCACUGGAGGUCGAGUUUGAAUGCAUUAAUCCCAAGAAACAGAAGAAGAAGAAGAACUACAAAAACUCUGGGAUCAUCAUUAUGAAGUCUUGCAAGAUCGCGAGGGACUACACCUUCCUGGACUACAUACUAGGAGGCUGUCAACUCAUGUUUACUGUUGGCAUUGACUUCACGGCCUCUAAUGGGAGCCCACGCGAGGCGUCCUCUCUGCACUACAUCAACCCGCUGGGCAGCAACGAGUACCUGUCUGCCAUCUGGGCAGUGGGCCAAAUCAUUCAGGACUAUGACACGGACAAGAUGUUUCCUGCACUGGGAUUCGGAGCUCAACUCCCACCCGACUGGAAGGUUUCCCAUGAGUUUGCCAUCAACUUCGACCCCACAAACCCGUUCUGUUUAGGCGUUGAGGGGAUUGUCAAGGCCUACUCCAACUGCCUUCCCCACAUCCGAUUCUACGGCCCCACCAACUUCGCACCCAUCAUCAACCAUGUGGCACGCUUCGCCUCCCAGGCCCUUCAGCAAGAAACAGCAGCGCAAUACUUCACGCUGCUUAUCAUCACGGAUGGAGUGAUCAGCGACAUGGACGAGACACGCCACGCCAUCGUGCAGGCCGCCAAGCUGCCCAUGUCCAUCAUUAUCAUCGGCGUGGGCAACGCAGACUUCGCUGCCAUGGAGUUUCUGGACGGGGAUAGCAGUGUCCUGCGCUCCUACACCGGCGAGGAGGCUGUGAGGGACAUCGUACAGUUUGUCCCCUUCAGAGACUUCCGCAAUGCUCCGAAGGAAACUUUGGCCAAGUCGGUGCUGGCAGAGCUGCCGCAACAGGUCACACAGUAUUUCAAACAGAGGAACCUGUCGCCUAGCAACACAGUGCCGGAUGAGGCCUGAAGUUCAACUUGCAUGUUGCCAAAUUCUAUUCACCGUUUACAUAUUAAUAUUAAGAAAACAAACAUGACCAACUAUGAGGAAGCGCAUGAUUUUUUUUAAAAGAUAAACGUUUUUAUUUAAUUAAUGUUUUUAAUGUUGAUAAUAAAUGUUGAUUUAUAAAUCAUAAAAUGUAUUUGAAAGCUGUUGUGUAAGUGUUUAGAAACGCUAAACACACCCUCUGAAUUUUAAGGAAGAUAAAGAGGAUUUGAAUGUACCUUUAUACAGAUGUUUUAUGUUUAAAACAAACUUAUUUAACACAAAUCUAUGUAACUUUCAUGUAGUGCAAUUGUAAUUUGUGAAAAUUGUACGGUACCAAGGUGUAUUGAUUUUAUACUGUCUUUUAUGUUACCACUCAGGUCAAUAAAUUGAAAUUGAAAAAGAGAA